AUCGUAACGUACUUCAGACCGUUCCGGUUGGCCACAGUCGCUCGUUUCAAAACGUCAUCUUGGCUGGUAGUUGCUGGCUAAAAUAAUAUUCUUGUAAAUAUACCGAUCACCACCGUUUACGGGUGGUGAUGAUAACGAGACAUUCGUAGAAAUGGCGACGGUAUUAGAGCAGUUUGUAAAUAAUGUGCGGACGCUUUCGAAGCAAGGUACGGUAAAAAUGUGUAACUUCCGAGAAUUAUAUGAGAUUAUAAAUAAGAAUAUUGACGCACUAAUGAAAAAUGGACAACACCUAGAUAAUGUUUUGGAAACGUUGGACUUGCAACAACACUCCCUUGGAAUUUUGGCAGUAUUGUGCAUUAAAUUUUCAUUGCCUAAUCCCAGUAGUACCAAUAAUCCUGAUGCAUAUAAGCCAUUAUUUAAUCAGGUUCAAGAAUUUUUCAUAGGGUGCAACAGUAAACAAGUUCAAUUUGCACCAGAUACAUAUGCAGAACUAUGUCAUUUACUCACUCAAACUCUAGUUGAAUUGCAAGUGCCGUUACGUGGUAUAGAAUUACUGCGUAGAGCUAUACGUAAGAUCCAACUGUUUGAUAGUCAGCUAACUUCGAUACAUGCUGAUCUCUGCCAAUUAUGCCUUCUGUCUAAGUGUUUUAAACCAGCGCUUGAGUUUCUUGAUAUUGAUGUUACUGGUAUUAGCCAGGAAGGUGCACAGUUUGACUCAAAGUUUUUUUUACUUUAUUAUUAUUAUGGUGGUAUGAUAUAUACAGCACUAAAAAAUUAUGAUCGUGCAUUAUAUUUCUUUGAAGUGUGUGUAACGACUCCUGCUAUGGCUGUCAGUCAUAUUAUGUUAGAGGCCUAUAAAAAAUAUAUUCUGGUCUCUUUAAUAUUACAUGGAAAGAUCUUAAAUUUACCUAGGUACACGAGUCAGGUAGUAAAUAGGUACAUAAAACCAUUAAGUCUACCAUAUCAAGAAUUAGCAACAGCUUACUUGACAAAUAAUUGUGAAGAAGUGCUGACCGUUAUUAGAAAAUACCAAGAACUUUUUGUAAGAGAGCACAACUCGGGAUUAGUUAAGCAAGUGCUCAGCUAUUUGUACAAAAAAAAUAUACAGAGGUUGACAAAAACUUUCUUAACACUUAGUUUAAGCGAUGUUGCAAGCAGAGUUCAACUGGCUGGCCCUUCGGAAGCAGAGAAAUAUAUUUUAAAUAUGAUAGAAGAUGGAGAAAUUUUUGCGACUAUAAAUCAGAAGGAUGGUAUGGUAGUAUUUCACGAUGAUCCCGAAAAAUAUAAUUCACCACAAAUGUUAGCUAAACUUCAGAAAGAAAUGCAAACGUGCGCAGAAUUAGAUAAGCGAGUGCUCGAGAUGGAAGAGGAAGUUGUUCUUACCCCACAAUAUGUUCGAAAAACUUGUGGUCAAAACGAUCAAGACGAUCAAACAGUUGGACCCACAAAUGUCACAAAUGGUCAAGCUCAGUUAAAACAUAACACCUACUCUAUGUAACAUACAUACGUCGUUGUGCAUUAUCUUUAUUAAAAAAGAAGGAAAUUAACGAAAAAGUCUUGUUAAAGGUCAAGCACAAGUACAUUUUGAAGCCUGUUUUGGGUGAAAUAUAUAAAUCUGUCAAAAUUUGGCUAAAAUAAUCUAUUUUGUACAAAGAUUACAAGACUACGAUUAACAACUAGUAAAAUUCUAAACAAUAAGAAAUUAAGGCUGAAACUAAUCGCAGUUUAUUGAUUCUAGAAUUUUUCUUAACAGUUGUAUUGACGCUCAUAUUUGUAAAAUCACAAUUUAAAAACAACAUAUAGUAAAAACACAAACGCAAGAUAAUAAAAAAAGAAGUGUAGUACGUAUCUGUAUAAAGUUACCAAUAUGCUUUAUCUCAUAAUUAUUAUUGAGUUUGUUUCAAUUUGCAUAUAAAAUACAUCACGAGAUAAUUAACAUCUGAAGCAGGCUUUAUGAAUAAAAUUACGUAGAUGAUUAAAAUAUUGUGGUAGUUAUCCACGAGAGGUCGUAUUGUUUUGAAAAAUAAGGAUACACGCUGUUUCAUACAUGAGCAUUUUUAACACUAAAAGUAAACUUAAUAAAUUAUUGAAAUAGUACAGCUUUCUAAAUGUA
Messenger RNA from Vespa mandarinia (Asian giant hornet), 2113 nucleotides. It is a transcript of the gene CSN3, whose product is annotated as COP9 signalosome subunit 3. NCBI's taxonomy places the organism in Eukaryota, Metazoa, Arthropoda, Insecta, Hymenoptera, Vespidae. Gene Ontology annotation, cellular component: COP9 signalosome. The record is from RefSeq and is a predicted model, not a curated record. Gene Ontology annotation, biological process: ubiquitin-dependent protein catabolic process.